Molecule: messenger RNA, 606 nt
Organism: Aspergillus pseudonomiae
Lineage: Eukaryota; Fungi; Ascomycota; Eurotiomycetes; Eurotiales; Aspergillaceae
Exons: 2
Coding region: 1-606 (201 amino acids)
Cellular component (GO): membrane
Source: RefSeq, a predicted model, not a curated record
AUGAAUCUGCCUCAAGUGUUACCAUUUGCGCUUUUAGGCACCACAUUCGUCUUCGCAGUCAUCGAACUAGGUCUUACCGGUCACCUAGUCUCGUUCUUUAGCCAGAGCAACAGGGAAUAUCGCUAUGAUCCCUCGAGAAACGGAUACACGUCCCAGAGAGUGACAAUAGCGGUCCCAUCGAUCCUCGCUUUCAUUCUUUUUAACUCAGUAUGGACAAUGUUGGCUUCGGUUGCAGCCGGCAUCGUGCCAUGGAUCUUUCGGAGUAAAGCAGCAACGAACACUGCACUCAACACUAUAAUCACCAUCGGGCUUCUUGGGCUAUACUCUGUGACUAUGGUCUUCUGGUUAGCUUCUUUUGCCACUAUGGCCGCGAGGCUAUCUCAUACAUAUGGGACGUCUGACUAUGUGAAUGCGAUCAUUGCUUUCGCUGUUCUGCUAUGGGUUCUUUUCUGCGUCUUGACACUCGCCGUCACCCUCGGCAUCUGCGGAAUCUUGAAAUUCGAUCUUCCGGGCUAUAGGCCCCUUGGAAAGAAGGAAACUCCUGCAACGGCACCAGCAACGGCGCCAGCAACUGCACCGCAGAGCACACAAAUGGACCAAGUCUAA